UUUCAUUACAGUGGGAAAGUACAGAAAACAAACAAAUCCAAGCUUUCUUCUGUUACGUAUCCAUGGCUUCCUUCCUGUUUCUUACCUUUGCUGUAGAGAGAAGAGAGAGCAUUUGUUCACUUUUGUGGACUUUCUAUGCCUUUUUUUGGGCUGGAGGGCGGCUGAACGCUUGAGUUUUUUUUUUUUAGGGUUUAGUGACGCUUGUCUUCUCCCUCCGCCGAUUCUUACUGUUCAAUUUCUCUCGCUGUUAAAUUUCUGGGGCUAAUUUCUAGGUGUCAUUUUGGGGAGGGCCAGAGCACAGAGAGGCUUUUGAGUUAAGCUCGUUUUCUUCUCUGUGUUCCUGAACUUUGAAGAGUUGUUUUAAGUUGCAUUUUGGAAAGUGCUUCUGGCUUUAGAGGGGCAGCUAAUGGUUCACGUAACUAUGACUUUUUGCUGCCUUGGUGGGUUCUUGGCAGGAACAAGGGACACAACUCAAACAGUAGAUGGACUUUUAUCUCCCAAGAAUAUCAAGCUAUUUUCCUACAUUGAACUGAGGUCUGCCACAAAGAACUUUCAUCCAAGUAAUAGGAUUGGUCGAGGUGGCUUUGGAACAGUCUAUAGGGUAUGGGAACUCUAAGGGAUGGGACAGAAGUUGCUGUGAAAUCACUAUCUGCUGAAUCUAAGCAAGGAGUUCACGAAUUCUUAACCGAGAUCGAUAUGAUUGCUGAUGUUAGACAUCCAAACCUGGUCACUUUGAUUGGCUGCUGUGUUCAAGGGAACCACAGGAUUUUAGUCUAUGAAUACGUGGAAAACAACAGUCUUGCAUAUGCGUUACUAGGACCGGAGAAUAAAAGGAUCGAGCUAGACUGGAAUAGAAGAUCUGCAAUUUGUAUGGGCACUGCUAAUGGUCUUGCUUUCCUUCACGAAGAACUUGAACCACAUAUAGUGCACAGAGACAUUAAAGCUAGUAAUAUUCUCCUCGACAAGGACUUGCUCCCUAAAAUUGGAGAUUUUGGUCUGGCAAAGCUUUUCCCAAAUAAUAUUACUCACAUAAGUACAAGAGUAGCAGGAACAGUUGGUUACUUGGCACCAGAAUAUGCGAUGCGCGGUCAGCUAACAAAGAAAGCUGAUGUCUAUAGCUUUGGAAUCCUUAUACUUGAAAUCAUUAGUGGAAGAAGCAGUGCAAAGGCAACCUGGUCAGCAAUGCAGAAAUUCCUCCUUGAGUGGACAUGGCAAUUGUAUGAAGAAGGAAGAUUGUUAGAGCUAGUUGAUCCAGAGCUCGAAGAGUACCCAGAAGAAGAGGUCCUCAGAUUCAUCAAAGUCGCUCUCUUUUGCACACAAGCUGCCUGUAAACAGAGGCCCGACAUGAAGCAAGUGGUGACCAUGCUCUCUAGCCAUACUCGUCUUAACGAGAAGAUUCUCAUGGCCCCGGGCCUGGUCAAAGACUUGAUGGGUAUCAAAGGAGAUUUCAGACCUGCAAAUUCCAGUAAUUCGGAAACCCCCAUCCCCUCUACUUCCUCUGCUAAAUCUGCAACUAAUCUCCUCAGCUCUCCAAUGAGCUUUACUGAGAUAAUGCCUAGGUGAUCAUGGGAAGUAGUAAGGUGAUAAUGUAUUCAUAUUGUUGUUACUAUAAAGGGGAAUGUUUGUGGCGAUGGAGAAAUAAUUAUUAGAAGUUCAACUAGAGAAUGAUACUUUUAUAUGUCUCCAUUUAGAUUAUGGGAUUGUCUACAAAGAGACCAUUUAUCAUUUGUACAUAGAUGUCACAAUUAUUCUUGUCCCUUCAAUUUCAAAAUGUGUGAUCAUAAAAGUGUGAUUGAUAGAUACAAAAUUCCCAACAAAUAAAUAAAUUUCGGACUUCAUGACUCA
Amborella trichopoda is the source of this 1845-nucleotide messenger RNA. RefSeq names its product cold-responsive protein kinase 1. The record is from RefSeq and is a predicted model, not a curated record. Gene Ontology annotation, biological process: protein phosphorylation. Gene Ontology annotation, molecular function: ATP binding; protein kinase activity. NCBI's taxonomy places the organism in Eukaryota, Viridiplantae, Streptophyta, Magnoliopsida, Amborellales, Amborellaceae.